ACAGUUUCUAUCAAGCGAUUUCGUCGUAAUGCUAUUUCAUUAUGAUGGUAAUGUAAAUGACUGGAGGGAUUUGGAAUGGAGUGGUCGGGCCAUACGUACAUGUAUCUGCCAUGAAUCAAACCAAGUGGUGGUAUGCAAAGCGAUUCUUACACCCAGAUAUUGUUUCUGAGUAUGCAUUCAUCUUCCUUUGGGAUGAAGACCUUGGAAUCGAAAAAUUUAAUGUUGUAAGAUAUCUAUCAAUUAUUAGAAAAGAGGGGCUUGAAAUUUCACAACCAGGACCUUGUAAGCAAUGGAGGCGAAAGCAAAUCAAGAACAUUACCGAUAAGAUGAGUGAUCAUUUCAAAAACAAGAUAGGAAGAGCAUAUAUGAGAUUCGAGGAUGGGCAACUUUUAGACCUCUCAUUUUAUUUUGAAGGCCUCUUUUGUUAUGGCUUGAAGAAUAGUUUAUCAACAUUGGAUUAA
Messenger RNA from Rosa rugosa (rugosa rose), 461 nucleotides. RefSeq lists its product as uncharacterized. The coding region runs from base 57 to 461 and encodes 134 amino acids. The transcript is spliced from 4 exons. The record is from RefSeq and is a predicted model, not a curated record. NCBI's taxonomy places the organism in Eukaryota, Viridiplantae, Streptophyta, Magnoliopsida, Rosales, Rosaceae.